AUGCAAUCUGAAGACAAUGAAUGGUAAAAAGUAGUAUAAUCAACAACCAAGAUAGAUUAAUAAAUAAAGAAUAUUAAAAUGAGAUUAUAAUCAGCAUUGACAUAGCUUAUCAUUUAAUCUGAAGAAAAUAAUAAAAUCAACAAUCCUGAUCCAAUCCUUCCAAAAACUAAUCCUCCAUUAGUUAUUCCAUAUAACAGUAGAUCUAUUGAAAAGAGAGACAAACCAGCAUUAAGACAGUGUGCAUCUAAAUCUCCUAUUCGAACUCCUGAAACUACUGAUUGUCCAUCUCCAAUUUCAUCAAUUGGACAUAAUUCCACUUUAAGAAUGCAACUGAAGGCAGCUGAAGUAUUAAGUCCAAAAUACCAGAAUAUAUCAGAUAGAUUUCAUAUAGGCAAAUUUUUAGGAAAAGGCAAAUUUAGCGAUGUGUUUUAAGCAUAGUAAAAUAAUAUUUAAAGUUAGAGAGAAAACAUCAAAAGUGCUGGUAGCUUUGAAAGUAAUUCAAAAAAGUGUUAUCAGCAAAUAUAAAAUGGAGGCUUAGCUGGCCCAUGAAAUUAAAAUUUAGAGUUAUCUCAACCAUCCAAACAUCCUAAAAUUAUUUGGUGUAUUCUAAGAACAAACUAAAGUAUUUAAUUUAAGUUUAAAAUAAGAUCAUUUUAAUUUUAGAAUAUGCACCAGAUGGUGAAUUAUAUAAGUUGUUAAAGAAGUAACCUAAUCGUAGAUUCAGUGAAAAUAAGGCUGGAAAUUAUAUUGCAUAAAUUGUUGAAGGAAUAUCCUACAUGCAUAAAAUGAAAGUUAUUCAUAGAGAUAUUAAACCAGAAAAUAUAUUAAUUAGUCUAGUAAUAUAAUUGUAUAUAUAUUUAGUAAUUUCUAAAAAUUGCAGAUUUUGGAUUAUCUACCUAUUCACCAGAAUCAAAACCAAGGUAAUCUUUUUGUGGCACAAUUGAUUAUAUGUCUCCAGAGAUAGCUUCUGGAUAAGAUUAUGAUCAUUCAGUUGAUUUAUGGUCAAUUGGUAUCCUAGCUUAUGAAUUGACAACAGGAAUAACUCCUUUUUAUUAAUCAUCUAAAGAAGAUACAAUGAGAAAGAUCAUUGAAGGUAGAGUUGAUUUUCCUAAAUAUGUUUCUAAUGAAUUAUAAGAUUUUUCAAAAUGCUGUUUAAGAAAGGAUCCAUCUUAAAGAUUGAGAUUGGAAUAGAUGGCUAUACAUAAAUGGAUUUAAAUGAAUCAUCAAUCUGGAGGAUAAUAUGACAGAAUGCUUGUUUAAUAAUUGGUUACAAUUUUGAAAUGA
This is a messenger RNA of Paramecium pentaurelia, 1284 nucleotides long. The record is from the annotation of a GenBank genome assembly. Lineage: Eukaryota; Ciliophora; Oligohymenophorea; Peniculida; Parameciidae.